UUUUACCAUAAUUACCACCACCAUCAUGACUAUCCAUCCCACUUUCUGUUAUUUAGAGCCAUUGUAGAAAUGAAAUGGCACUCUGCCAUUACCCUAAGGCCCAUGGUCAUAAAUCACCAUAAUCAAAUGAGAGAUAUACAUUUACUAUUGAGAUUUUGGAAUAGGAAAAUAAACAGAAGCUGCUUAAUCGACUUAGGGUUCAGUCAAAAUCAGCCAAGUAGUUUUGUACACAGCCUUGGCACUAUCUGAGUGUGUAUCUGUGUAGUUACUGUUCAUGGCCAACUGGCUCAUGCACAUAGGUCAGGUUCAGACCUGGAGAGAGGAAGUGGGCAGUGAACUACAGGUCAGUGGUCUGGACAACAGUCCUGAUGGACAGAUACAGUGCCUACUUCCUCUUUUUGUGAGCAGAGAACUCUAACAGGGAUGUGGUCGUGGGAUUAUGUUGGUAUGUUUGCGUGUGUUGUGGGGGAGAAGCUCUAUAUGCAUCACAUACUGUACAUACUACCCCUUUCAAAUCAUGACUCUCUAGAAGGGCUUCCCUCACUCUCGUGACUCCCCCCUCUGCUCUCACAGUUAGGAGGAACACUGACAGAUUCCACCUCUCUUGGUCACUUUUUAGUUUCAAUACCUUUUUAAAAAUGUUCCUUCAAAAUUUUAGCAAUCAAGAGAGCACUCACGAUACCCUGGAACACUGAAACUUUUGCUCUGCUCUGCUCUAUUGCAGUACUUGACCACAGCAAUCCAUUUCUUUAAAGCUCUGAAAAAGAGCGCCACCAUGUGGUGGUCUCCGGAAGAGGUGCCGGUUUAGAUCCCGUGACUGUCACGGUUUACGUGUAUAGAUCUACAGGUGUUCGUGGGUGGAGUCUGUUUUUAAGGGCUGCGGACUCUUUUCGUUGCAUUCCACCCAGAGAGGGCUUGGGGAGACUACCAAGCAAGCAGGGCUGAGGCAUUCUUUUUGACUGUAGUUAGCGAGGACAUUUGAACUUUAGGCUGAGGUCAGGGUUUGGAAGCCUACCUCAGCUACAAGAAGUCCCAAAGUUAAUCUCUAAAGGCUAGAGAGAGAGUUUGAGAGAGGGUUCUGAGAAGUACUCAUGGCCAAUUGUAAGGGUUUUCUACAAUCUCAAUCUCCCACUGUACAUUGAUACUCUGCCAUAUUAUUUGGAAUAGAGAAGCCCUAAAGACCAUAACAAGCAUAAACUGUCAACAUUUAUUUGGAUACCAAUUUUGAUCCCUCUCUGGGGGCUUUGUAACAGUGAGAAAUAUAUUGGGAAAACGUUUAGUACAAAUCAUUGUGGAUUGAUUGGUGGAGUUUCUGUCAGUUGACCCGAGCCUAGAUGCACUAAGAUAAACUCUUCUUGUCCGAGAGAGAACUUAUUAUUUGGACAUGAUCCGUUCUCUCUAUAUGCCAGGGGCGACUGAAUUUUUGAUUGGCAGUACUGUCUGAUAUUUAUCCUGUAUAAACGUUGUACAUGUACACAUACUACUAACUAUAACAGUAUUUGGAUUCCAUCUAUUACAAUGUAUCCUGAAUUGAAUCCAGAGUCAUGUCAGAUCAUUGAUUACAGACACUGUGUUAUCUGAGCUGUGGAGCAGUGAAAUGUGCUGUACGUAAAAAUUCAAUCUCACCAUUUUACCCACUUUUUCAACAAAUCCUUUUAAGUUGAAGAUUUAGUCGAACGUAACCCCUUCAGCAAUGUGACCAUAAUCAUCCUCUCAAAGGAAAAACAAAUAUCUUGUCUUAUAUUGUUUAAUAUUGUUUGCCGAAGGGAAACAGAGGGCCGACCUCAUUUGUGUUUGGAAUGGACGCCCCCUAAAGUUCUUCAGAGGGCAGCUGGAUCUUUCACAGCCAUAGAGACAGAAACUGCACAGUAAGCACUAUUAAUAUAAGGGCAUGAAGAGGUUGUUAUCAAUAAACAUCACAUUGGUACGGUUUUAGAAGAACAAAGGGCAUGUAUUUUACACAGUUACACAGUUCUAUUUUGAAAAGUGCACUAUAUUUUAUGAUACCACACAAUGUAUUGUUGAAAGGACAUCAAAAUACAUUUAAGAGCGAGCAGUAAGCAUUAUUAUAAAUUGGUCUUUGUUGAACAUGGCUUUCAUUAUGAGUUGAAUAUUGGCUCAUGGCUUACAAACUAACUGGGUUGACUGUACCCAAUCAUAGCAUAGGUUCUAUUGCACAAGAUGCUGACAGGACAGUGGAUACACAAGGACAGAACAGGAGACACAAUGAAAAAGCAGACCAUUGCUCCACAGUGACUCCAUGUGGCUUGUCCUUAAGUCCUUGUUUAUGCAGAUGUUGUUUGUCAGGGUCCAGGUGGAAGGGUCAGCCAGUUUAAACCACCCCCGUCUCUUUCCACAACAUCCUUCCAUUGAGACAGACACUAUGGGGGUUGGACCCAUGGAGGUGUUCUGUUUAAUCCUGUGGUUGGACCCGAUAAAAAGGACCAGUGUGUCCAUCCAUCCUGUCACAGUACCUGGAACCACUUGGAGACGUGAUCAUCCUUUCUGAGUUGUGCAGUUUGAGUGUUAACCUCAGUCUCCCUCCACGAGAAGAUGCAGGCCUUUGCCGUCGCUGCCCUCUCCAUCUGGCUGUGUCUGGGUGCCACCACCCUGGCAGAGUCCCACGGCCCACAGCACUGCACAUCACCUAAUAUGACUGGGGUCCUGACUGUGAUGGCCCUUACAGGAGGUGAAAUCAAGGCAACUGGACAUUACAGCUAUGACUCGACGGACAAGAAGAUACGUUUCACUGAAAGUGAGAUGCACCUCAACAAGACUGAACAUCUGGAGGACUACCUGAUGCUAUUUGAAGAGGGGGUCUUCUAUGACAUUGACAUGAAGAACCAGUCCUGUAAGAAGAUGUCUCUGCACUCUCAUGCUCACGCUCUGGAACUCCCCGCUGGUGCAGCCCAUCAGGUUGAGCUGUUUUUGGGGAGUGACACUGUUCAGGAGGAGAACAUCAAAGUGAACAUAUGGACGGGAUCCGUGCCAGAGACUAAGGGCCAGUAUUUUUUGUCUACUACUGUGGGAGAAUGUCUACCACUCAGCACUUUCUACUCAACUGAUUCCAUGACACUCCUCUUCAGCAUUUCCGAAGUGGUCACUGAGGUGAAAGCCCCUGAAGUAUUCAAUCUGCCGUCUUUCUGUGAGGGUGUGGAGCUGGAGGAGGCUCCUGAGGGCCAGAAGAAUGACUUCUUUAGUCUGUUCAACAGUGUCUAAGACAGUGGCACCAGGACCUCCAGCCCCAACCAACCAAGAGUGUGGCCAGCUAAUCCUCCUAGUUGUUUCUCUCCCUCUCAUAACUACAUUUGAGUGUUUCAUUGCAAAUUCUUCUCUUCUGUUAGACCAGAUAUAUAUCAUAAUAUACUUUCUUUGAUUAUUCCUCUUUGAAGACAUUGCAUAAAGAUUAAUCAGAUGAAAAAAGGAAAGUUAAUGUUAAGUUGUCAUGUUAAUGUAAUCUCUACGUUUGAACGGGAUAUAACGUUUGUAAUUGACACUAUUAAUCUGUCACUUAAAGUUGCUAAUGCGUAGGAGGUCUGCAUAGGCAAAUGCGAUAAUAAAAACUCAACAUCUUUUCGAGUC
This is a messenger RNA of Oncorhynchus nerka (sockeye salmon), 3582 nucleotides long. It is a transcript of the gene epd, whose product is annotated as ependymin. Gene Ontology annotation, molecular function: calcium ion binding. Bases 2554 to 3219 code for a protein of 221 amino acids. Gene Ontology annotation, cellular component: lysosome; extracellular region. NCBI's taxonomy places the organism in Eukaryota, Metazoa, Chordata, Actinopteri, Salmoniformes, Salmonidae. The transcript has 6 exons. Gene Ontology annotation, biological process: cell-matrix adhesion. The record is from RefSeq and is a predicted model, not a curated record.